This is a messenger RNA of Nematocida homosporus, 885 nucleotides long. RefSeq lists its product as uncharacterized. Lineage: Eukaryota; Fungi; Microsporidia. The transcript has a single exon. The coding region runs from base 1 to 885 and encodes 294 amino acids. The record is from RefSeq and is a predicted model, not a curated record.
AUGUUCUUUCCUCUGGCUUUCCUAGCUAGAGAUAGUCUGCUAUCUAAAUUGUAUAUUUAUUCAUGUGCACGACGGCGUACGACUGCUACUGUUCCUCUUGAGGUACUGAGAGCAGGUGCUAAUGAAUUACAGCGUAGUCAGUUGUCUUUGCGACUCUGGUCUCGUUUGGCUUUGACUUUAGUUCAUAGUGUGCGCAUGCACUACCAGUUGAUUCACGCUGAUUUGCUGCGCUUGUUCAAGCUAACACGACUUGUCCGAGAAAGAGACCGUGUGUUUGCAGUGCCGAUGGAGCGAGUAACUCUUUCCAUUAAUCCGGCUCUUUUCCUUAGUUGUUCUGCUUCUGUACCCACUACCACUACUACUCGCUAUGAAACAGUUGAAGCGGUUGAAGUUGCCCGGGCAUAUAGUAGUUUACUUCUGAAUACUUCAAUGGCAGGUCCGGCUGAACUACCUAAACACACGCCUGAUCGACUAGAUAGACGAAUUGAUCUUUUACGUAUUGAUCUUAAGAUAGUAACACUGCCGCCUAAGAAGAAGGUUUGCUCUCUCUUUGGCCAAAGACAUAGUUGGCUAGUCUCAGAGGAGGAUAGUUUCGGUCGUCUAAGCUUUAUUGAGUUCCCAACUAGUGAGAUAGAUAUUUCCUCAAUUGAAGCACCUCGAGGCGGCAGUUUAGGCACUGAGCACUUUCCUUUACUAGAUACAUCUGACUCGCGCUCUUUUCUAAUAGACAGAUCGAUGAUCUCAGGACCAACAGUCAAUCCAGCUCUAGCCGAUUUUCUAUCUAUGCUUAUCUCAAUUACUGAAGGUAAAAUCAAAGCUGAACAAACAAUUCCCUACGGAGAAAUAAAGAUUGUAACUCUUCAGAAUGAACAUUCAAAAGUGUAG